CACUUUCUUACUCUUUUCCCGGAAAAAUGGCCGCUGGAAAUGCCAGUCUUCUCUCAAAGCUUCCUACGGCGGCCAUUGGAAAAACACCCGAUUCCUUCUCAUCAUCUCCGACAGUAACUCUCAGACCCAGAAAUUUGCUGAGUCCAUGGCUAGGUACCAAAAGCCUCUCGCUUCAGUCCUCGAGUCUUCGGCCCCGCCCGCUGAAGGUCCGACUCGCCGCUGCCACAGUCUCAUUGAGCCUCCCAACAGCAAAACCAGAGACGGUUUCUUCUCCUGAGAGCAUUCCCAAAUGGUCUUGGAGGGCUAUAAAGUCAUUUGGUAUGUCUGAAUUAGAAGCUAGGAAGCUAAAGUUUUCAACUACAGGGACAGAAGCCCUUCUCAUGGGGAUACUGGUUGAGGGUACUAGUCUGGCUGCUAAGUUUUUAAGAGCAAGUGGAAUUACACUUACGAAGGUUCGAGAAGAAGCUAUCAAGUUAGUUGGGAAGGCAGACAUGUUCUAUUUCAGUCCUGAGCAUCCUCCUUUGACUGAAGAAGCUCAAAGAGUACUUGAUUGGGCUAUUGAUCAAAAAAUUAAAUCUGGAGAUGGUGGAGAAACUACAACGUCUUAUCUACUUCUUGGCAUUUGGUUAGAAGCCAAUUCCCCUGGUCACAAAAUAAUGGCUACCCUUGGCUUCAACGAUGAGAAAGCUAAAGAGCUGGAGACUUUGUUAUCUGAACCUGGAUUUGAAGACGAUUAACUUCAGUGUAAUUUUCUAAGUGACCUGUGACAAUUUUCUUGGUUUGUUCCCAUGAGGUUUAAAACCAAUUUCGGGUCACAAAAUAAUGGCUACAGUUGGUUCCAUGGGGCCUUUCUAGCAAUUUGUUAAGAGUUUCAAGCUUCUGAAAUAUUGUACGGUUCAGCGGAAGGAAAAGCCUUGAUAAAAGAAAAAAAAAAUUCUGAAAAGAUGUGGUAUUGAAAAUUUGAUUGAGUUUACAAGUUAUGCUUGUUUGCAUA
Messenger RNA from Humulus lupulus (European hop), 994 nucleotides. RefSeq names its product ATP-dependent Clp protease ATP-binding subunit CLPT2, chloroplastic-like. The transcript is spliced from 5 exons. The record is from RefSeq and is a predicted model, not a curated record. NCBI's taxonomy places the organism in Eukaryota, Viridiplantae, Streptophyta, Magnoliopsida, Rosales, Cannabaceae. Bases 27 to 737 code for a protein of 236 amino acids.